AUGUCUGACAAACCUACUUUGGAGUUCUUUGGAACAACCACUUUUAGGCUCAAGUGGCAGUCUUUGACCAUUUUUCAUGACACUUGGCUCAAGAAGCCAGUUGGUAUGAAGCGAUAUCUCGAGCUUGACGACGUCACUGCAUUGGAUUACAUCGUUAUCUCGCAUGCCCAUUUUGAUCAUCUCCCAGGUGCGGACCAAUUAGCUCUGCGAACUGGCGCAACAGUGAUUGCGAACUGUGAGGCCAUCAACUGCCUCCGAGACGCCGGCGUGCCCGAGACACAGUUGAUCCCAGUCAGUGGAGGUGAAAGAGUGCCUCUAUUCACAAAAGACAUUCUCAAACAAGCUGCUGAAGGAACCAUCGAUCGAGCUCCAGCACCGCCAACGGCGCCUUACAGGCCCCAUGUCAAGUAUGCAGCAUUAGCAGUUCAUGUCUGGCCAUCGCUGCAUUCCCUCAUCCCUGGCGUCACCUCACACGACUUACCUGAGCACUUCGACACGGCACAAUCCUACACUGGCGAAACUACCCCGUAUGAUUGUUCCUUGGAUAUCACCAGGCUAAUGCAGUAUGGCCUUUUCCGGAUGAAAGAGAUUGCCCCGGAAGGUCAAAUGGACGAGGGAAUGCGCGCCUUUGCUGACUAUGUGCAAGACCGCAGAACUCACGUCAUGUCACACUGUGAUGGCGGUCAACUCAUGUACAACUUUGUUUCUGGCGAGAAGGCGAUAUUGUUCAACACUCACCUUGGUGCUUACGAGGGUGUUUCAAAGUCUCUGACGCCAAAGCCCACUGUUGCCAUCCUUGGCGCUGGCGGGCGGGCAAAUCUCAACGGGAGACCAUUCCAAGGUUCAGCAGCUGAGUUCCUUACCGAACAAAUCAAGUGGCUUGGAGAGCCUGCGAAUAUCUUCUUCUGUUUGCAUGAUGAGAAUCUCAUCAAACCUUACACAGUUGAUAUCACUGGGGCGAAGACGUUGAUAGAGAAGGAGACGUCUGGGAAGGUUAUCGACACUCAGCCUGGAAAGACAUACACUUUAGACGUAUAG
Fusarium venenatum is the source of this 1038-nucleotide messenger RNA. RefSeq lists its product as uncharacterized. Lineage: Eukaryota; Fungi; Ascomycota; Sordariomycetes; Hypocreales; Nectriaceae. The record is from RefSeq and is a predicted model, not a curated record.